Messenger RNA from Psilocybe cubensis, 612 nucleotides. RefSeq lists its product as uncharacterized. The record is from RefSeq and is a predicted model, not a curated record. The transcript is spliced from 2 exons. The coding region runs from base 1 to 612 and encodes 203 amino acids. Lineage: Eukaryota; Fungi; Basidiomycota; Agaricomycetes; Agaricales; Agrocybaceae.
AUGGCGCCACAAAACAAAGCAUAUAAGCCAAGCCAUGACAUUAGACAAAGAAUUGCGGAAUACAUUAGCCCAAUCAUCAAGAAGAGCUCUCGCUCAAUCCAAGUAAGGCUUCCUCAGACGUUAGUAAGUUGGGGAAAAGUCAGGAUUAUGGGUGGGGACACGAUAGAAGUACAUUCAGAGCAUGCAAUUGAAAAUAAAAGAAGCAGAUCCUGGGUGAAGUAUGAACUACUUGGCGUGACAAAGGACCGGAAUAAUAAUGUUAUCGAUGAGAAUGCAGAGAUCUGUUACGGACGUUUGGAAUUAAUUCUUGAAUUCAACGUCCCUGGAGAUGAUUUCUGGGGCUUGUGGAAGCGGUCCCUUCGGCUGCUGGCUGUUGUGACUCCCUACAGAACAAACGGGAAAAAUGCAGCAACAACCCUCACGGUCUUCAGGGAAUCAGACAAGCGGGCAACAAUAGCGCUUGAUUUGCAGUCAAUCACAAAUGCCAUUGGAAGAAUAUAUCGAGAACAGAAGGGGUGGGCAAUUGUAGAUAGAAGUGACGAGUAUUCGCGGACUAUAUUUGUUCACGGAGGUGACCCUGAGGAACCUGAUGACGACGACGCUUUAUUAUAA